Messenger RNA from Drosophila kikkawai, 2394 nucleotides. RefSeq lists its product as uncharacterized. Lineage: Eukaryota; Metazoa; Arthropoda; Insecta; Diptera; Drosophilidae. The record is from RefSeq and is a predicted model, not a curated record.
CACAAGCCCCAACCAGGCAGAAGCCUCAGUUGUGCGGCACAGGCAAAGCCAAGCGGUUCGGCGUCGGAAAAACUCGAAAAAUAUUUUAAAUCAAAUCGAAUUCUAGCGGCAGUUAACCAAUUUUGUGUGCUGUGACCAAUGGGAUUUAUUUUUGUGGACAAUAGUGAAAUUUAGCAAGACCAAAAAGUGCUCUUUGAGAGCAAAAAAACCGUAAAUACUGCAACACUUGCAUUUUCCCUCACGUUCAAUUCGCCCAAUAGCUCCCGACUGACACACAUUUGAUGAGAACAAAUAGCAAACUUAAAUAAAUCAACCGAAAAUAAUGUCAACGAAAUCAAUGGCGGGCCACGGCAGCUGCAACAUGCUGCUGCUGCUGCUGUGCCUGUUGCUAUUGCUGCCGGCAGCAUUGCUGGCGAUCCCCAAGAACAGCAACAACAUCAACAAUGCGGCGACAUCGACAACCGCAACAGAAACGACGGCAGCAACAACCACAUCUGCUGCUGGCACUAACAAUGCCAUUGCCAAUGCCAAUGCCAAGGCUGGCAGCAAAUACGAGAUACGCGGCGUCGCCGGUGAACCAAAUUACAAAUCGGUGAAUCUGACCUGGGAAGUUGAAUUCGUGCCGUCGGCCCAUGACACAGAUUCGAGCGGCAGCAGCAGCUCCAGCUCCAGCUCCGGCACCAACUCCAGCUUAAGCUCAACGACAAAUAUGAGCGGCGAUGUGGAACCGCCCCGGGCAUUGGCAUUCCAGAUCUUCUACUGCGAGAUGCAGAACUAUGGCCCACAGCGGUGUCGUGUCAAAUUGGUCAACGGCACUGCCGCCGAGGUAUCCCUGGAGGAUAAGGAACAGCAGGAGCAGGAACAAGAGCCAAAGGAGGAGCAUGAUCCCUUAGGUCCCCAAAUCCAGCACUUUGCCGCUGCAGUCGACAACUUACGCAUGGCCACCAGAUACAGUUUCCACAUCCGCCCAGCCGCCCAGAGACGCCUCCAGGCGAGCGGUACUCGCAGCUCUAACGCCCGAGCCGAGUUUCAUGAUGAGAAUGAAAUUGAAAGUGGAUCUGGUCACCUGCCUGGCCAGAGCAUCAUCAUUCCCACCAAGGGCUUCUCCGCCCAUGCCACCCAAUGCCUGCCACAUGCCUCAGAAAUCGAGGUGGAAACUGGUCCAUAUUUCGGCGGUCGUAUCGUCGUGGAUGGUGGCAAUUGUGGAGUCAAGGGUGAUGCCAGUGAUGCCGCAGACAAAUACACCAUGAGGAUAGACCACAAGGAGUGCGGCAGCUUGGUAAAGCCGGAGACCAACACGGUGGAGACCUUCAUUACAGUGCAGGAAAACCUGGGCAUCUUUACCCAUAGUACAAGACGCUUCGUGGUGGUCUGCAGCUAUCAGUCCGGCAUGCAGACGGUCCGCGCAAGCUUCACUGUGCCCGGUAAGAAUGGAGUGGCCGCCGCCUAUGAACCCAACGAUCCCUUCGAGCCGGACGAGGACCAGCGACUGGGCAGGGAGCUUCGCCAGAUGCGCUAUGUGAACAAAACCGAACUGGUGCUAAAGGAGCCAGAAUCCGAGUCUCAAAACGAUCCAGAGUCCGAGUCCGGAGAGCAGGCCACAGUGGUGGAGGAAACCCAGCCGCCAUCUCCCUCCACGGAGCAGGCAGCUCCUCUGAGAGGAGGACAGGGCAGGUCUCUGGACUUCAACGAGGUGAACAACUUGGCAGAAGAGCCGGCGGUAGGACGUCACCUGGAGCCUGUGGUGGGCACUAAGUACGCCAAACUGGUUGUGGACCAGGCACACAGCUCCUGGAUGCCGCUGGAGGUGGGUUCGCCACCCAGUGGGAACGAUGAGGAUAAAGCUGUUUUGCGUUAUAUUAGCUCCCAUCUGAGCAGCGUGCUGGUUACCGUCUCGCUAUCUGUGAUAAUCAUCAGCAUUUGCAUCGUACUGCUGCAGCGCCAGCGGAUCCGUUCCUCCUCCCGUCGCUGCCGCUCUCCCCCGAUGGUCGCCCACCUGCCGCACAAGACGCUGCCGCGUGCUCUGCAGCAGCAGCAGCAGUAUCAGUGCACCUUGUAGGUGCUUUCCCACUCCAUACCCCACCCAUUCAACCCACUCCUUUGACUUCCUGCUAUGCCCACUUGUCUUGCUGAAUGCCACAGAGAGAGAGAGAUGGGACAUCACCAUUUAGCUGAAGAUGACUGAGCAUAGCUACUCCCCCAUCUUAGCCAGGCAACUCCAACGGUACCAGCGGGAUCAGCAUCCCCGAAUUUACAUAAUUGUGAACUCGACUUGGGCUCUGGCCGAGCUUUAACUGUGCAAUCACGAGUAAGCACAUGCGGACAGAACCCCUUCUCAUAGAGCGAGAUUAGCCCGUAGACUCUUAGAUGUACGAAUUUUGUAUAAAUUAUUUA